AUGAUAAGUUUGCUUGCUUCACAUCGAAGAGAAAAAGGAAAAGUAAAGAAGAGUCAUAGUUCCGGAAAAGGUGGGGAUGAAACGUACAAAAGUACAUGGUUUGCUUACAAGGCGUUGGCAUUUUUAGAAGAUCGAAAUAAUCAAGGAACGACGCAACACAGAGGUCAGAAUCAGACAAGUUACCCUACAGCUCCAUGUGCUUCACCUGUUCCCUCAGAAUCAUCCCAAAUUUCAUAUGAAGAUGUAGAUUUUGUGAAUUGA
Parnassius apollo (apollo) is the source of this 261-nucleotide messenger RNA. The record is from the annotation of a GenBank genome assembly. NCBI's taxonomy places the organism in Eukaryota, Metazoa, Arthropoda, Insecta, Lepidoptera, Papilionidae.